CUGGUCUUCCAGAAAAAAAAAAAAAAAAUUAAAAAAAAAAUCAUCGUGUUCAGUGAUACGGCGUCGUGUUGAAGGAGAUCGAAUCUAACUGCACGGGAUAAAGAAUCUGAAAACACACGCAGCGUCUACGAUGGAGUAGUACGGGAGGUAGCCCAAUAGAAUAGAUAGAAAAAGCAAACAAAUAAUUAAAUAAAUAAAAUCACAAAAAUCAGAUAGGCAUGGCUAUAUCAUCGAAAACUUUGCCGCCGGCGAAGGGCGUGGUGGUAACAGUUCCGAUGCUGGUACUGGCGUUGUCGGCGGCCGCCAUAUUCUUCUUCUUCCUUUUGUCGUCUCUCUCCACCUGCUCUUGCCCUCCCGGAGGUGUUUCCCGAGUCCCUACCCCCGCCGGCCCCGGCGCUGGCGCUGGUGGAACUGCCCAAGUUUCAGUAGGCCAGCCCAUAUCGACUAGCCGAGAGGAUGUCGAAUGGUUGAAGGAUCAGAUCCGACUUAAUGGGCUGCAUAUGCAAGACAAUGUGCUCCGUAAGGGCAUUAACCCUCGUACCAGAGCCCAGCAGCUCCAAGAUCUAUUAGAUUUCAAGGGUAUAUCACACUAUGAAGGACUUGGAUCAGAUAAUCACACUGCCCUCCCUUGCCCUGGUGAGCUCCUUGUUGAAGAGCAUCAUAGCAACUAUGGUGAGCCUUGGGCUGGGGGACGGGAUGUGUUUGAAUUCCUUGCUGAGUUUAUCCACCUCACACCUGACUCUCAUGUCCUUGAGAUUGGUUGUGGCACCCUUCGAGUUGGUUUGCAUUUUAUCCGUCAUCUUAAUCCUGAACACUUCCACUGUCUUGAAAGAGACGAGCUGUCACUGAUGGCCGCAUUGAGGUAUGAACUUCCAUCCCAAGGUCUGUUGAACAAGCGCCCUUUGAUUGUGAAAGGUGAAGACAUGGACUUCACUAAGUUUGGUUCUGGUGUUAUGUAUGAUUUGAUAUAUGCUAGCGCUGUGUUCCUUCAUAUGCCUGAUAAGCUUGUGUGGGUUGGUCUUGAGAGAUUAGCUAACAAAUUGAAACCCCUUGAUGGGCGAAUCUUUGUGUCGCAUAACAUUAAGUUCUGUUCACGGUUGGGAGGAGAAGAGUGUACCAAGCGGCUCAAGAGUUUGGGGCUUGAGUAUCUUGGAAAGCAUACGCAUGAUAGUUUACUUUUUAAUCACUAUGAGAUAUGGUUUGAAUUUAGGCGGUUCAAAGAUUAAAAUUCUUUUGAUUCAUUCAGUUGGGUUUUGUUGUUCGCUAUUUAGAAGAACAAAGUGAAGCUGCCGAUGGCUAAUGUGCUCUUUUAUCAUAUCGCCUCUGAUAACUUCUCGACAUUGUCAAGAAGGUUAAGUCUGCAACUCCCUGUCGAUAAUUUUAUUUGAAAGAGAGGCGGAUGAUUAGUGCACGGUUCUUCUCUCUUGGAUCAUCUAUUUGUGCAGAAGGCUUAGACCUGCUUUCUUUCUCAUUUUGUAACUCUAGUAGGAAAAAAAUUACGUAUAAGCUUCUGAUUAUUUAACGUUGAGUGUAGAAUUUUUUUUUUUUUUGUUCUUCCCUCGUGUACCGUCAUGUUAUGUGAUCACGAUAUUGAACUUUCAAGCCUUUGGCUUCCUAAUGUGCAUGCUCUUCAUUGAAAUGUCAUUUUGAUUCGAUUAGUUAAUUAUAGAUAACAGAAAGAUCAAGGUUUUUCUGCA
This is a messenger RNA of Ziziphus jujuba (common jujube), 1697 nucleotides long. RefSeq lists its product as uncharacterized. Lineage: Eukaryota; Viridiplantae; Streptophyta; Magnoliopsida; Rosales; Rhamnaceae. Bases 219 to 1226 code for a protein of 335 amino acids. The record is from RefSeq and is a predicted model, not a curated record. The transcript has 2 exons.